CGCGCGCAUUAUUCGCGCACUUGGAAAGUGCAGUUUUCCGCAAAUCAAAACUACGCAAGCUUUCAGAUACGCAUCGUUUCUCACGCUACGAGCUUUUUGUAAACAUAUAUUGAAUAGUGCUUUCCAAUACGUUGUUUAUUACAAUAGAUAUUUGAUAAUGGAUUGCAAAACUGUGUUGUUACUUUGUAUAUUCGGCGUUCUGGCUUUGGUCGUAACAGAAACGUAUGGACGCAGCAAGAAAGUUGUAAUUCACGUGCCAUACAAAGUGAGGAAGGUGAAGCACACGCACACGGUUUACAAGACGGUGCAUCACCACCACACCCACCACGAUCCUCACCUGGACCACAGCUCGGCGCCGACGGAAGAGCAUGAGCACUUCCACCACAUGCAUAUUCACAACGAGCCGCCUUCAGGCCAGCAUAGCCAGCCGGUUCCCGACAUAGGCAUACCAGAGUUUCUCCCUGAUGCUUUGAAUGCGCCACUUGAAAUUCCGGAUAUACCUCGAGCAUUCCCUAAGUUACCUUCGAGGCUAGCUCUGCCCUUAUAUAGACGGAACUAGGAAUUAUUGCGAGAAAAUCAUUUACCCGAAAAAUUAACACUACGUGAACAUCGUAGUGUUGAUAAAAAAAUAGUUUUAACUGAAAAUUAUUCAUGUUUGUGGAUUUAUUAAUCCAUAUCAUAAGAAAAUGAGUACUUACUUUUAUAAUAUCUUACAUUCUUGAUAUGGGUAUAGCCAAAUUUUGUAUUUCUGUUCAAUACCAAAUAGAAACUACUUUCCAAAGCAAUCUAGGCCAAAGAUCCUUUGUUGAGGAGAAUAACAAAAAUAUUGUACAAAAAAAUAAAAUAAGACUGAUUAUUUUCUCUAAUCUCCGUUAUUGAUUAUCUUUGUUUUGUAAUAUUAUUUAAAUUAUAGAAUAAGUACUUUUUUAAUAAAUAAGUCGUCGCUUAGCCACUGUCAUUAUGUUGUCCAACAACACUGGCUAUGCCUCAGGGCUAUGCACUAUGAAACUGACAGUCGUUGAAGUUGAUUGUUUUUUGUUUUGUUCUUAGUAAUAAGUUGACAGUAUCUACGGAUGCCUUAGUUACUUUUCUUAUAGCUAAGAAAUAGAUGUAAUUAAAAAUAUUCUCUUAUGCUUAGGUUUAAAUGUUGUACUAACGUUUUAAUAUUUAUGGAAGAAUACAUAACUUUUAUGUACUUGACA
Manduca sexta (tobacco hornworm) is the source of this 1202-nucleotide messenger RNA. RefSeq lists its product as uncharacterized. The transcript has 4 exons. NCBI's taxonomy places the organism in Eukaryota, Metazoa, Arthropoda, Insecta, Lepidoptera, Sphingidae. Bases 158 to 559 code for a protein of 133 amino acids. The record is from RefSeq and is a predicted model, not a curated record.